Molecule: messenger RNA, 3013 nt
Organism: Paramecium octaurelia
Lineage: Eukaryota; Ciliophora; Oligohymenophorea; Peniculida; Parameciidae
Source: the annotation of a GenBank genome assembly
AUGGCUAAUCAGUUUAUUGAAUAUACAUCUUAAGAAUUUUUGUAAUUGCAUUCUUACCUUUUAAACACAAAUAACAAUACCAUUGAGUUAGAGAAAACUGUAAUUUUUUCAUAGAUUAUUUGCAGUUCAAGGAAAUAGAAAGGGCUUGUACUACAUUUUCAACAUCUUUAAAAAAAAUUGCGGAACGUCUCCAUGAAUUUGUGAGUAAAGGCACAGGCGAUGAUGACAAUAUCGAAUGUGUUUACUAGUAUUUGAGCAACUUUUUGCUGUAAAAUUCAUAAUAGUGGCAAUAAACAAGCGAAAAUCUUAGAAGUGAAGUUUAUAUAUUUUAUUAUCAUGUCUUAGGUUCUUGAACCAUAUCAAUUAAUCAUGAGCAAUUAUAGAAAUAUAAACUUAAAAUUGUCUUCUGAGAUGAAAGAAUAUAUUGGAAAUAUCUAAUCAUUGAAUAAGCAAAUAUCUGAUUAAUAAGAGGAAUAUAUACGAUUAAUGUAAAAUGCUGAUAAAAGUUAAUUACUAAUGGAAAGAACAGUUGGAGAGAUUGCAAAGGGAAACAAAGGCAAAGAUGAAUUAGUCAGAGCUUCAGAAAGAUAAAUAAAAUUAAAAGAGAUUGCCAUAGAGGCUCAGGAAGAUUAUAAAAAGAUCAUAGAAAAAGGAAAUAAAAAACUUUCAGAUUUUGAUGGAAAGAUUAAAGAUUGGUAUUAAUAAGUAUUUUUAAAUGAUGAAAACAGGUAAAAUUUGUGAUUAAUUAUAGAAUCAAGUUUUCAAAGUAAAUUAUGUUGUCAUUAAUGAAAAAGUUAACUAAUGAGACUGUCUACUCAAUAUACCAGGAUAAGUUAAAUUAAUUAGAGUUACGAGUUAUUCAAAAGCAACCAUUGGAUCUUCAACACUAGAUUUAAAGAUUAUUAAAAAAAAGUGGAAGUAAUUCUUAUAUUUAUUUAAGCUGAAACAGUGUAUUUUUCAUUAUUUGAUUAAAUUAAUUAUGAUUAAAUAAAGAGAGGAGAAUAAAAAAAAAAUAUGCAGUAUGUUGGAAGCGAGUGGACUUUGAUAGGUGAACAACUAACCGAAGAACAAGCUACAAAAAUUUUGCAAUUUAUUAAUGACCUUAUGGAAAAUUAAGAAACUUCAGAUGACAGUGCCAACAAUUCAAGAAAUAGGUCAUAUUCUACAUCUUCAACAAAGUCAAAUUAAUUUUUAUCCCAUGAGUAUUUGGGGGUUAAAUAAUUAAUGUCAAAAUAAUCAGCAAGAUAAUUCUUGAAUAAUUUAUUAUAAAAAGAGAUUGAAAAGAGAAAGAUCAAAUAAUUAAAUUUAUCUGAAGAUUCAUUUAAUGAAGUUAGUUCUAUUUUUAAGCAUGUAUUUUUAAUUUUAGAUGCUGAAUUUGAUGUAGAAGAAUUCUAUAAUUUUUUAUAAUUAUCAUAUAGGAUUAUAAAAGGAGACAACUCUCAUCUGAUCUCAAGUUUUUCAAAAUUGGAUAUUUGGCAAAAUAAAUUGAAAUGGAAAUCUUUAUAUGAGCAUAUUAAAUCUACUAAGUUUUAAUAGAAGCAAAUUUUAGAUCAAUAAUUCAAUAUAGUUAAAAAAGGGUAUGGAUUGAUCAGUAAGGGAUUAAAAAAAAUUACUGGUGUUGUUUAAGGACAACAAUAUUCAGAAAAAGAAAAAUAUCAAUAACAAAAAUACAGUGUAUUACAUGAGAUUGCUACAUUUCUAAGUGAAUUGAAUGUUUCUCCUUAAUUAGGAACUGAUGUGAUUUUGGAACUUGCUUUUCAUUCUGACAUCAAAUUGGAAAAGGUACAAUUAGAAAAACUAUUGCAAAUUUUAGAGGAAAAAAAUGCAAUUACAUUUAAUUAAAAGUAUUCUUCAGGUUUUGGAAUUAAAUAAAGAAAGGAAGAUAAAUAUAAAAGACAUGGAUUAUAUAACCCUUAACUAAAAUUGAUUUACUCAAUCAGAUUAUCUAUUAAAUAUUUGUCAUAUAAAGAUAGACCUUAUCAAUUAUUACUAGUAUCUAAGGCUUUUAAAUUCCAUUUAAGAUUCGCUAUAGAAAAAUAUUAUAUUAUUCAUAAUAGUCUUCCAUAUAUGGAACAAAACUAAUAUUAUCGAGCAUAAAAUCUGAAGGUUUAUCUCAGAACUGAUCAAAAUCACAUGGAUUAUGCUCUCAAAAAGUCUGAAGCAUAAUAAGAGAUAUAAUAAUACGAAGAAAUUAUCGCUAUGGACGUUUAAAGAUCUUUACAGCUCCAUUUUGAGAGGGUUCCUUCAAGCAAAUUACAAUCAUUCCUCAGAACAUAUGCAUUUCAUAAUAAGGAAGUCGGAUAUUGUUAAGGAAUGAACUAUAUCGUUGGAUAUUUGUACUUAACAUUUGAAGAUGAGGAAGUAACUUAUAUAGUAUUUGACUAUAUAAUGAGAAACUAUUUUUCUUAAUAUUUCGAAAAUGAAUUUGAAAUGCUGGUAUUUAUUUAAUAUAUUUCUAUUAGAAGAAGGUAUUCUACCAAUAUGAAAGAUUGUUAUUCUUAUUUUUACCAAAUUUAUAUCAUCAUUUUAAGAAAGUAAUUACAUUAAUUAUCAAAGUAAAAAGUUGAUGCAUCAUACUAUUUAACUGCUUGGUUUAUUACUGUGUUCACUUAGGUAUAUUAGUUUACCUUGUAGUCAGCAUUGUUAAAUAUCAUAUGGGAUAUAUUUAUUAUUUAAUAGUGGAAAGGUAUUUUGUAGUGAUUAGAUUUUAGGAUUUUACAAAUGUGUCUUAUUCUUAUUAUAUUUCUACUAAAAAGAAUUAUUGCAAUUAGAGUUUGAUUAAAUUCUUCAUUUUUUGAGUGAAAUUAUCAAAAAUGAAUUAUUUAGUCUUAAAACGGAAUAAUAAGUUUAAGAAUACAUUUGUACUAAGUUAAAAAUACCAUCAAAGGGUCUAAAAAGAAUUAUCACUAAUUAAUUCCAUGUUACAAAUAGUCUUUUGUAAUAAUUAGAAUAAGAAUUUAAUUGUUUUUCUACAAACUUCGAUUCAUAAUUAAAAUAGUUUAAAUACAAAUGA